UCUUGACGGAUGCCACUAUUCAGUCUGUGGCGAGUCGUUUAGCCACUUCCUCCGAGGGCCUAGAGAUUGUUUUUGUUCCAGUGGGGAACAGGUUCCGAAUAUAGUGUGUGAUACAUUUGUCGAAGUUCAGUGAGGAAUCAAGUUGUGGAAGAGUUCGUUUGAAGUUUCAAGGAGUAUCAGCAAAGGAUUACCAGAACAAGUCAGAAUGCAACAAGUGCUCCAGUUCAGAACUCUCGCUUGCGUCUCGCUGAUGCUAGUCGUGCUAUCGGCGGUUAAAUUUUGCCGGGCUGAUGCAUCCGACAUCGACAGCAGCAUCGCCGAUGGAGGACGACACAAGCGGGGACCAACGGUUGGGCUGUUUGCAUUUCCGCGGGUCGGGCGAUCGGAUCCGGAUCUGCUGGAGUGGAGUGAUGCGGCCGCCGUGGCUGCCGCGUUGCCACUGGAAUUAGCCGAUGAUUAUGAGGACUACCCCAUCCGGGAGGCGAAGCGCCAAGGUUUGGUCCCCUUCCCGAGAGUGGGCCGCUCCGGUUCCGGCGUUUCGAACGCGGCCCGCUUCUACUGGCCCAAGACGAUGAUGCAGCUGCAGAAACGUGCCGGCAAUUCCGGUGCCAACAGUGGCAUGUGGUUCGGGCCCAGGUUAGGUAAACGUGCCAGCGCGGCAUCCACCGAGAUCAAAGGAACCGAAGUCUACACACCCCGUCUGGGUCGUAACUUGGAUGCCGGAGACUUGAACGCCCAAAGCAGCAGCAGCACCAACAGCAAACCAGAGGAUUUUGAACGCCUGUUCCAAACGUCGGAUAAUUAAUUUUAAAUUUUCAUAACUUUGAUCUUCGCAUUUCGCUCUGUAAUGCUAGUUUUCCAUUUGACCUUAGGUCCAAUUGUCUGAUUAAGAUCCAUUACAUGAAAAUCAAACAAAAAACACGGAAAAAGGCUGGAGUAGGUUUGUUGGAUUGAAAUUGCGUGAGCAAUUUCUAGACAACAAGCUUGCUAAUUUAUAAAGCAUUAUUGGAUCUUUUUCAUCAAUUAUUCAAAAUUCAACAAUGCAAUAACAUAAGCACAUCUAACCUAUUAUUAUUGUUCUUAGAAACCAAAAUGAGCAUCAUAUUUAUGGAGUUUCUCUCCCCAAAAAAUGCACAACACAAACUUGAAGAAAAAAAAAACAAAAAAAUAAAUCGUAGCAAAUCCUAAAGCAUUGUGUUGUGUUGCUCCUGUUAUGAUCUACAAAUGGUUAGAAAGGUGAUCCCAAUAAAAACGUUGUAUCUAAGAUAAAUGAAAAUAUAUUCGCAUUUGUAAUUUAAAAA
This is a messenger RNA of Aedes albopictus (Asian tiger mosquito), 1301 nucleotides long. RefSeq names its product cardio acceleratory peptide 2b (gene Capa). Gene Ontology annotation, biological process: neuropeptide signaling pathway. Bases 206 to 805 code for a protein of 199 amino acids. Lineage: Eukaryota; Metazoa; Arthropoda; Insecta; Diptera; Culicidae. The record is from RefSeq and is a predicted model, not a curated record. The transcript is spliced from 4 exons. Gene Ontology annotation, molecular function: neuropeptide hormone activity.